Micromonas commoda is the source of this 546-nucleotide messenger RNA. RefSeq lists its product with no specific name. The transcript has a single exon. The coding region runs from base 1 to 543 and encodes 180 amino acids. The record is from RefSeq and is a predicted model, not a curated record. Gene Ontology annotation, cellular component: membrane; endomembrane system. NCBI's taxonomy places the organism in Eukaryota, Viridiplantae, Chlorophyta, Mamiellophyceae, Mamiellales, Mamiellaceae.
AUGUUCUUCACGUUCUGGUUCCAGUUCUUCGCGGCCAUCAUCGCCGCGGGGUUCCUGUACGGCGCCAUCUACCUCCUCAUGCAGGACAAGGCGGAGAAGCACAUCCACCACGUCGCCGCGGAGAAGGACACGAAUCUGACAACCGCGGAGCUCGCCGCGUACGACGGGCGCACCAGCGGCCGGCCCAUCCUGGUCAGCCUCUGCGGAAAGAUCUACGACGUCGUGUCCUCAGCGGCGCUGUACGGCAAUGGCGGGCAGUACAACUCCUUCGCCGGAAAGGACAUCACGGUGGCGUGCGCCAAGUUCAACAAGACGUCCGAUGCGUACUUCAACGCCCAGUGGACCGGGCUGACCAAACCCGAGCGCGAGCUGCUCGCAAAGUGGGAGGAGCUGUUCGCUAAGAAGUACCCGGAGGUGGGCAAGGUGACGGACGUGGACAACAUGGCGCCGUGCCCGCAGAGCAACGAGGGUAUCGCGAUGCAGGCCGACGCGUACUCGACGACGCUUGGGAUGGACCUCUUUGCCAAAAAACACAUCUCGUAAUAA